Gadus chalcogrammus (walleye pollock) is the source of this 2161-nucleotide messenger RNA. RefSeq names its product MAM and LDL-receptor class A domain-containing protein 1-like. Gene Ontology annotation, molecular function: protein binding. The transcript is spliced from 14 exons. Gene Ontology annotation, cellular component: membrane. The record is from RefSeq and is a predicted model, not a curated record. The coding region runs from base 290 to 2161 and encodes 623 amino acids. Lineage: Eukaryota; Metazoa; Chordata; Actinopteri; Gadiformes; Gadidae.
ACUUCAAAUUUGGCUAAGGCACGACAGAUAAUUUGAUGGAAUUUAAUGACGCUAUAAAAAUCAAGCACAAGGUCCAACGGGAACCAUAAAGACUGGCAACGGAAAUGCUAUUGCAGUUUACUGAGUUUAUGGUGGACUUUAGGCAUUUGCUGUCUGAUAAGAUGUAUACUGUAGAUGUAAAGAAACCUGUGCAUGCACAAGUGGUUACAUUAGCUGUUCACUAAAAAUCUCAUGCUUUGAAAAGAUAGCCAUUCUUUUUCCUUUGUAUUUGUUUAAUGUUUUACGAGACAUGAAGCCAUUCUUUGCUCUUCUAUCAGGGUUCUUGGUCAUUGCGUCAUCUUGUCCCAAUGACAAGUUCCUCUGCGGCUCUGGGGAAUGUUUGCCUUUGGAAGUGAUCUGUAAUUCCACAAUCGACUGUAAAGAUGGCUCAGAUGAAGGUUUUUGUGGUGGGUGUGGUUUUGAGAAUGGUUCCUGUGGGUGGAAUGAUACAAGCAAGACAAAUAGUUGGAAACUGGUGAUGGCCAACAUGACCUACAGACCUACACCCGACCAUACCACAGAAAGCCUCUUGGGACAUGUCAUGUAUUUAAAUGGCAGCAACAUCAAGUACCCAUCAAAGGCUACAUUGGAGCUCGCCGUUGCUAGCGGGGCAGCUCUGGCGUGCCAUCUCAGCUUCUGGUACCAAUUUCAAGAUGUAAAAGGCAGUUCAUGGCCUCGCCUUCGGGUAAAUAUGCUGAAAGACGACACUAAAACCGAGUUGCUGUCGAUUGAAGAGAAGAAGGAAGGCUGGGAGAACGCCACGGCGUUCAUUGGAAAUCAGCCCGGAGGCUACAAGCUGGAGUUUUCAUUCGACGCCCCAUUUCUAGAUGUCUGUGAUGUCAUGCUUGACGACAUUACCUUGAAGCACUGCGGGGAGUGGGACGUUCCCGCGGGAUCAGACCAACUCACGUGUGACUUCGAGAAGGACACUUGCUCCUGGUAUGCGGACAAUACCAAGCGCCUUUUGUGGAAAAUAAAUGGAAGAUUUGGUGAACCAGGAUACGACCACACCACUGGUAAAGGUCAUUACAUGAAUAUCGAAACCAGAAACAACCUUGAUACCUCCUCAACGGCGAGACUCAUCAGCUACCCCCAGCCAGUAACCAAGGCCAUAUGUGUCAGCUUUUGGUACCACAUGUUUGGCAACAGUAUUGGUUCUUUAAGGUUCAUUACUAAACGCGCGGGCGAAAACGAGACGCUGGUUUGGAUAAGACAAGGAACCCAGGGAAACAAGUGGCGCUUCGCUGACCUCACUUUCCAAAGUCAAAGUCCACUACAGUUCAUUAUAGAGGCCGGUGAAAAUCACACCAAAGGGAGCAUAGCCGUGGACGACAUAGAGGUGAGCAGCAGCACCAGCGGCUGUCCGGCUGAGAGAGAGUGCACCUUCCAGUCCUCCCUCUGCGGCCUGCAGCCCCGAGCUGAACCAGACUUCAGCUGGAUAAGAACCAGAGGGAUCCAGCCCACCAACUCAUCCGGCCCGGCUUCUGAUCACACCCUUGGGACAGAACAAGGGUUUUACCUGAGCGCCAGGCUGUGGGGUCACCCCGCCGGCACCACGGUGGGCAUGCUGAGCUCAGUGAUGGAGCCCCGAGUGGGCGGAGAGUGCUGGAUGUUCUGGUACUACAUGGAGGGCGAGGACGUGGGCCAGCUCACCGUCUCCGUUCAGACGCCCGAGGUGCCCAGGAGCCUGGGUGGGCAGAACUGGACGCGGACCGGAGACCAGGGAGGCCACUGGAGGCACGCCCGGGUGACGGUGGACAGUCGUGAGGCGCCCUACCAGCUUCUCUUUGAGGCCACAGCCGGGAGCGGUGCGAGGAGAGAUGUGGUCAUCGACGACAUCAUUGUUCUUGAUGACAUCUGUCCGCCCGAAGGAUACUGUGACUUUGAGAUGGACUACUGUGGCUGGGUGAACAGUCCGCCGGCCAACUCCAGCCUGGAUUGGGACUGGCUCUCAGAAGAGGACCACACGAUUGGUACAAAUGGACAUUUUGUGAGGAUUUCGUGCGACUCUCGAGGAGAGGAGCUGAUAGCGCGCCUGGAGACCGAGUCAAUGCCUGCAGUCGAGAGCGGCUGUCUGGAGCUCUGGCACCAUGCUGAGAGUUUUUUAGGGGGCCAUACAUGA